AUGGCCGCCCUCCACCGCAUCGCACCAUUUGCCGCGUCGUCGCUCGCUUCGUCCUCCCGUAUCCACCUGCGGCCGCUGGUGCGCGCGUCCUCGACUCUUCCCACGCGCGCCGCGCAUGUCGCCCCCACAAUCCGCACAGUCUCGGACAUGCCGGCCGUCGACGCGGCGUCGUCGUCCGCGGCUCCCAAGCCCACCCCGACCCCUGCGCCCACCGAGAAGCCGGCAGUCAAGCCCCGGCGCCAGUUCAAGCCCACCAAGGCCGCAUUGAAGAUGACACCCAACGCUAUUUCGCGCCUCAAGGCACUCAUGUCGUCGCCGACCGAGCCCAAGUUGCUGCGUAUCGGCGUCAAGACGCGCGGAUGCGCCGGCAUGGCGUACCACCUCGACUACGUCGACCCUCCCGGAGGCAAGUUUGACGAAGUCGUCGAGCAGGACGGCGUCAAGGUCCUCGUCGACUCGAAGGCGCUCUUCUCGAUUAUCGGGAGCGUCAUGGACUGGCGGGAUAACCGGUUGAGCGCAGGAUUCGUGUUUGAGAACCCGAACAUUGUAGACACGUGCGGGUGUGGCGAAAGCUUCAACAUUCGCUUCUAA
Messenger RNA from Cutaneotrichosporon cavernicola, 591 nucleotides. RefSeq lists its product as uncharacterized. Bases 1 to 591 code for a protein of 196 amino acids. Gene Ontology annotation, biological process: iron-sulfur cluster assembly. The transcript has 2 exons. The record is from RefSeq and is a predicted model, not a curated record. Gene Ontology annotation, cellular component: mitochondrion; cytoplasm. Gene Ontology annotation, molecular function: 2 iron, 2 sulfur cluster binding. NCBI's taxonomy places the organism in Eukaryota, Fungi, Basidiomycota, Tremellomycetes, Trichosporonales, Trichosporonaceae.